Messenger RNA from Danio rerio (zebrafish), 2689 nucleotides. It is a transcript of the gene mcm10, whose product is annotated as minichromosome maintenance 10 replication initiation factor. Lineage: Eukaryota; Metazoa; Chordata; Actinopteri; Cypriniformes; Danionidae. The record is from RefSeq and is marked validated.
AUAUUAAACAUUUUGCGCGCCAACAUUGAAACAACAGCUGCUACGUCUGGUCUGAGCGGAGACAUUUAAUCGCUUUCAUUUAAACAAGAGAAAAUACGGUCAAGUCAAAAUGACAGAGGAGGAGAAUCUGGACAUGCUGCUGUCUUUAUUUGCGGAGAGUGAGGGCCAGGAUCUGGAGAGUCCUGCUGCGGAGGAGGGUGAAGACAAUCUGGACGAUCUCUUCGAUGAGGAUGAUGACGGCGAGCAAUAUAUCGAGCCUGAGGAGGCGGAAGAAGAGAAAGAAGAAGAAGAAGAAGAAGUGUCACCUGGGAAGUCCAGCUCAUCUGACUUAAAUAAGUCAAAAGAAGAUCUGGAGGCUGAGCUGAAAUUAAUGCAGGAGAAAAUGCAAAAACUACAACAGCAGCUGGAGGCCUCACAGAAGACCACACCAGCUCAAAACAAACCCGCCGUCCAGAGACAAAGCACUAAAUCCUUAACUUCACCUCAAGCGGGUGUGAAAACUACCCCACCAACAGUACGAGAUAGCGAUGGCUCUCCAUCAAACAUCACGGCAAAGCUGAAAAACAAGCAGAGGACGGCCCACCAACCCAAAGCAGCCUCUUCAGAAAGGCAGAUUCCUAUUGGUCAGAGUACGAACCAACCUCAGCCGAUGAGAGACGGUGCUAAAGUGAACAGCAUGUUAAAGUCACCUCCCCUUAUCAAGACUCCUCCCACUGUGCGGCAGCCCACGCCACGUCUACCUGUCAAUCAAGAGGUGGCCGUGGAGAAGUUUUCUGGUCUCCGACUCAGGAAGCCACGUCUGUCUUCCAUAGACAUUGAGCAGAAAAUGGCCAGCCGCAAACUGAUCAGGCUCUCCCAGCUGCCCGAUCGACUGGCCAGAGACAAUUUAGAGGACAGCGAUUGGGUCACGUUUGCCGUGAUCAUAAAUAAGAUCACUCCACAGAGCAAAAACAAUGGGAAAACCUUCAGCAUCUGGAAGCUGAAUGAUCUCCAUAAUCUGGAAGUGAAUGUGUCUCUCUUUCUGUUCGGGUCUGUUCACACUGACCUGUGGAAGACUGACACCGGGACAGUGAUUGGAAUCCUCAAUCCCAACCCGAUGAAGAACAAAGAAGGCUCCAAUGAGCUCAGCCUGACAGUGGAUCACCCACAGAAAGUCCUCAUAAUAGGAGAAGCCAUGGACUUUGGCACCUGCAAGGCUAAAAAGAAGAACGGGGAUUCUUGCACUCAACUUGUCAACUUGUAUGAAUGCCAGUUCUGUCAGUACCAUGUUAAAGCCCAAUACAAGAAAAUGAGCUCCAAGAGGGCGGAGCUUCAGUCCAGCUUUACAGGCUCCGCCCCUGGUAAAGGAAGGGGGCGGGGCAGUUUGAAGGAGCGCCUGUGCCAGUCUGAUUUCCACUAUGGCGGCAUGUCAUCACUCGCUUGUGCGCCCUCAAUGUCUGCCCCACAGCCAAAGAAACAACCCACUAUACAGUCUGCUUUGGCAUCCAUCCCAACUAAGAAACUCGUUCUGAACUCAGGUCAGGUGUCAGGCUGUUCAGAUGAUUUCAGAGGUCUGAUGUCUAUGCCCACGCCUGGAGCACUUAACAUCAAGAGACAUUUAGGACAAUCCAAGAGUUCAGCCGUGGCAGGAUCUUCAGUUCAGUCAGUAUCUGCCUCUGACCUGCUCAAACAGCAGAAAGAGCAGCACCAGCAGAGGAUGAUGGCCCGAAAGAAGAGGGCAGAAGAGAUUCAGAAGAGGGUGCUUCAGAGUGGCGGAGCUCCUGUCGCUUCAUCUCGGCCCAAUGUAAGCAGGGGUCCACUGCUUUCCCCGAAAGCAGCUUCAGAGGGUCCUAAAGGCUCUGGGUCCAGUCUCUCAGGGCCCGCUGUGCCCACCCUCGGUCGUGGCUUUUCAGAAGGAGAGGACAUUGUUUUUGAUAUGUCUCCACCUUCAUCAAAGAGCCUCUCAGCUACAAAGCUGGCAGCAGUGAGGAAACUCCAAGCUAAAGGCUCAGUCAUCGUUAAAGAAGACCCGAAUGCUGUUAAACGCAAGCGAGCAAACAGUGGUGACAUCACAGGUCGAGUCGAGCGUAACAUCGUCAAAGCCAAAGUAACGGAUGAAAAUUCAGCCAGCGAGGAGGAGGAGCCAGCGAUGAAGAAGAGGCGGGAACAGCUGGAGUACAUUCAGUCAGAAGAGUUUCAGCGUAUCCUCAACGCCAAGUCAUCAAACUCAUGGAUGAUGGGAGAGAUUGAGGAGCGGGCCAUGCAGGAGUACUUCGAGCCACUUGUGCAAAAAGAGAAGAUGGAGGAGAAGAUGAAGAGCAUCAGGGAGAUGAAAUGUCGGGCCGUCACAUGUAAAACUUGUAAAUACACCCACUUUAAACCAGCGGACCGCUGCGUGGAGGAGAAACACGACUAUCACUGGCACGACGCCGUCAAACGCUUCUUCAAAUGCCCCUGCGGGCAGAGAAAGAUCUGCCUGGCGCGGAUGCCACACGGAGCUUGCAGCCAUUGUGGCCUUUUCAAGUGGGAAAGAGAUGGCAUGUUAAAGGAGAAAAAGGGACCCAAAAUCGGAGGGGAGCUUCUGAUGCCACGUGGAGAAGAACAGCCCAAAUUCCUCAACAGUUUAAAGUAGAGUCAGAACCCAAACUCCAUCCGGGACCAGUCCAAAUGCAGAAGAGCUUUCCAUCAUGCAAGACUAGUCCUAAAGGAG